Messenger RNA from Onthophagus taurus, 2577 nucleotides. It is a transcript of the gene AcCoAS, whose product is annotated as Acetyl Coenzyme A synthase. Lineage: Eukaryota; Metazoa; Arthropoda; Insecta; Coleoptera; Scarabaeidae. Gene Ontology annotation, molecular function: acetyl-CoA synthetase activity; AMP binding. The record is from RefSeq and is a predicted model, not a curated record.
CGACCACUUGAACAUUUAUAGCUCUAAACCAGCUCGGAAUCCCGCGAUUACGUUUGAGUGUGAUUAAAGUACAUCAGCGGCGCGAAGCAGAUUACGACAAUAAAAAAUAAUAUAAAUCACAGUGAUUCAUCAUUCGCUAUCUUAUUAGUUAAUUAAAAAAAAUGCCAUCUGAAAAAUCGAUAUAUGCACCGGACAAAACGUUAUUCAAGAACGCUUACGUUUCGAGUUUCGCUGACUACAAAGAGCAGUACAACAAAUCGAUCGACAACCCCGAAGAAUUUUGGGGUGAAAUCACCAAACAAUUUCAUUGGGAAACUCCAAUUAAAUACGACAAUUUCUUUCGGUACAAUUUCGAUAUAAGAAAAGGACCGAUUUAUACGAAAUGGUUCGACGGGGCUACGACAAACAUUUGUUAUAAUGUAUUGGAUAGGAAUGUUCGUAAUGGACACGGAGAUCAAAUUGCUUAUUAUUGGGUUGGAAAUCAUCCAGAUGAUUACAGUAGAUUAACAUACAAACGUCUUCUCGAAGAAGUCUGUAAAUUUGCCAACGUUCUAAAAAGUAAAGGUGUCAAAAAAGGUGAUAGAGUAGCCGUUUACAUGCCAAUGAUUUUGGAAGCUGUUAUAGCACUUUUAGCUUGUACAAGAAUCGGCGCUGUCCAUUCAUUAGUGUUUGCAGGAUUUUCAGCCGAUUCGUUUAGCGAACGAAUAAUAGAUUGCGGAGCGAAAGUUUUAAUAACAGCUGAUGGAGUUUGGCGUGGAGAGAAAUUUUUGCAACUAAAAUCGAUUUGCGAUCAGGCGAUGGAAAAAUGCUCGAAACAUGGACACAAUGUCGAUUGUUGCGUUGUUGUUCAGCAUUUAUGCAGAGUAACGUCCCCGAAUAGAAUGCAGGAACACAAAAAAGUUUAUAUGAAAGACGGGAGAGAUAUUUGGUGGCAAGAAGCCGUUGCUGACGCUUCGACAAGUUGUUAUCCUGAGUGGGUUCAAGCCGAAGAUCCACUUUUUAUGUUAUACACAAGCGGAUCUACCGGAAAACCUAAAGGCGUUCUUCAUACAACCGGCGGUUAUAUGAUUUACGCAGCUACCACUUUUAAAUAUGUUUUUGAUUAUAAACCUAACGAUAUUUAUUGGUGCACCGCUGAUAUUGGGUGGAUCACCGGACAUACAUAUGUUGUUUAUGGACCAUUAGCUAAUGCUGCCACUUCUAUUUUGUACGAAGGCACUCCAUUUUAUCCAAACAACGACCGUUUCUGGGAAAUUGUUGAAAAAUACAAAGUAACCCAAUUUUAUACCGCCCCAACGGCAAUUAGAGCUUUAAUGAAAUUCGAGGAUGAUUUAGUAAAGAGACAUAAUCUAUCUUCGUUGAGAGUUUUGGGUUCUGUGGGGGAACCGAUUAAUCCUGAAGCUUGGAUGUGGUAUUAUAAGUUGGUGGGUGGUGAAAAAUGUUCGAUUGUGGACACUUUUUGGCAAACUGAAACUGGGGGACACGUUUUGACACCACUACCAGGAGCUGUUCCUAUGAAACCAGGAGCUGCUGCAACCCCAUUCUUUGGAGUACAACCCGUUUUAUUAGAUGAGUCCGGGAAAGAGAUCCAAGGUGAAGGCGAAGGUUAUUUAGUCUUCUCCAGACCUUGGCCUGGAAUAAUGAGGACUUUGUAUAACAACCACGAUCGUUACGAAUCAACAUACUUCUCUAAAUUUCCGGGAUAUUAUUGCACUGGCGAUGGUGCCAGACGUGACGCUGAUGGAUAUCUUUGGGUAACCGGAAGAGUGGACGACAUGUUAAACGUUUCCGGUCAUUUAAUGUCCACGGCCGAAGUUGAAUCCAUUCUAACUGAACAUCGGGGUGUUGCGGAAGCGGCCGUUGUUGCGAAGCCCCACCCGGUGAAAGGCGAAUGUCUUUAUUGUUUUAUCACAACAACAGAUCAGGUCAAGUUCGAUGCGAAAUUAUUGCAAGAAUUAAAACACCACGUCCGCGAAAGGAUCGGGCCGUUUGCACAACCAGAUGUUGUUCAAAAUGCGCCCGCUUUACCGAAAACUAGAUCCGGAAAAAUAAUGAGGAGGAUAUUGAGGAAAGUAGCUGUAAAUGAUAGAAAUGUUGGGGAUGUUAGCACGUUGGCGGAUUCUUCGGUUGUUGAACAACUGUUUGGUGGCCGACCUGAAAAUGCUUAAGCAAAUUUUACAAUAAAGACAAAAAAUUUAGAACAAAAUUAUUAUUAUACAUAAUAUAAAAGAGUAUAUUAAUCUGCUAAGUAAAUGCAUAACGAAGAAAAACAAGAGUUGAUGUUGUAUCUUGACGAUUUAAACUUAAACGCUUGUUGUUAAAUGUAAAAAGUUUCGAUUUUUUAGAAUCUCUUUUUUUUAGAUUUUUUAAUUAAUCUAUAUUUUAUCUGAUUACUUUUUUUGAUUAAUUUAUUUUAUUUAAUUUUGAAUUAGGUAAUUGUAUCCCAUAAAGAAUUAAGUGAGGAUAUUUUAAGGUCUUAUUUUUUUUAAUGUUAUUUAUAGGUUUUUGAACAUAUCAUGAAUUCGAAAAGAAUCUUAUUUUGUGUAUUGUGCAAAUAAAUAAUUAUUUGGAAAGAUA